AUGGCCGCUCCGAUUCGGCUCGCCAACGGCACCCAACUCCCUGACAUCGACCGUCACCGCAGAGAUAGUAAUAAGAGGUGUCCCUCCAAUCGACCAUUUGUUUGCUACGUCUUCGACGAGCUCACUCAAGACUAUCCGCCAUGGCUGAGGCAAAAUGGCGAUGACACUAUUGAGGACGAGAUGAAGCCGCGCGCUGCCGGCGGUGUUGAUGUCGUGGAUCCAGAGCCACAGCCAGUAGCCGAGCCCCGAACUUUCGUGACGUCGCUGCACGAGAGGGUGACGCCAUCACGGAACCCCGGGGGCGCCGAGCCCAACGAGUCGCAAAAGACCAUGGUUGAGGUAAAUUGGAGGAAACGUGGCCGC
This is a messenger RNA of Mesorhabditis spiculigera, 363 nucleotides long. The record is from the annotation of a GenBank genome assembly. Lineage: Eukaryota; Metazoa; Nematoda; Chromadorea; Rhabditida; Rhabditidae.